UUCACCAAGGUUAGGUUUCUCCUCUGUUUUGCCUUCCGCCGCCAGGGUAAAACAAAUCCCCCUCCUCUCCCCAAGAUUUCCCCUCCAGCCACCGCGCCGCGCCCAGCCCCGCCGCUCCCUGCCACUCCGUCCCGCCGCACGACCCCUGAUCCUCUCACGCUCCGGUUCGAUGCGCCCCAUCGCCCGGCCCUUGGCACUCCCUGCCCGGCCAUGCUCCGGCCCGAUCCGCCCCAUCGCACGGCCUCUGCUCCUCCCCGCUCGGCCAGAUCCGCCCAUACCGCAUCUUCAUGCCCAGCCAUGGCGGCGUGCGUUGAUCCAUGGCUGCGACGGGUGGGGUUUCCAUGGCCACGCCGACCGGUGCGAUGGCAUCGCACCACUAGUGUCGAGGAAACCGUGACACCCUUGGUGGCUGCGCUGCCGGUGGACCAUAGUGACCGCCGGAGAACACUGAGGGCGAGUUCUCGAGCUCGAGCACGAGGUCAUCCCGGGGUCAUAGAGAGCCUCAAGGUGGAGGAGAUAGCUGAAGACGGGGGUGCUGUUGAUGGUAUAAAAGGCGUUAAUAAAAUAGAGUUUUCUGAAGAACAGAGGAGAAAAUAUAGAAAGGUAAGAGAAGAAGGUGAUGCAAAUGCUAUAAAACUUUUGCGACAUUAUAUGAAAAAAAAGACACGAGGCUGCUGUAAGGACCAUAAUGUCACUUUGAUGCUUCUUCCAAGCUUUUGACUCUGGUGGCACCCGACCCAGAUGCUGAAGGGAUGUUCGGCUUCUUUUCAUGGCAUCUAGAACUUCCUUACUCAAUUUGUCACACAUCUCAGGAAGCCAACCGCUUGGGCAGGGCUUGACACUUGAAGACCAUGCAUCUUCUGCAGUGCAUGAUAGAUAACAUGUUACAGUUCUUUUGUAGUAGUAGAUACCUGACCAACAGUGCUAGUCGUGCCAAAUUUUGCAAUAGUUUAUUUUUUGAAUUCUGGCGCUAAAUUGACCAUGAGCCUGAUGUAUGUGUUUGUUGAUAAUAUGAUGUGUAUGAUGAAUUUUGGCUGCAAUUUAUAAAUUUUAAUUA
This is a messenger RNA of Triticum dicoccoides, 1057 nucleotides long. RefSeq lists its product as uncharacterized. The transcript is spliced from 4 exons. The coding region runs from base 211 to 720 and encodes 169 amino acids. Lineage: Eukaryota; Viridiplantae; Streptophyta; Magnoliopsida; Poales; Poaceae. The record is from RefSeq and is a predicted model, not a curated record.